Danio aesculapii is the source of this 2953-nucleotide messenger RNA. RefSeq names its product importin 13a (gene ipo13a). The coding region runs from base 116 to 2953 and encodes 945 amino acids. The transcript is spliced from 21 exons. Gene Ontology annotation, molecular function: small GTPase binding. Gene Ontology annotation, cellular component: nuclear membrane; cytoplasm. Gene Ontology annotation, biological process: protein import into nucleus. The record is from RefSeq and is a predicted model, not a curated record. NCBI's taxonomy places the organism in Eukaryota, Metazoa, Chordata, Actinopteri, Cypriniformes, Danionidae.
CGUGGACCAUCCUGUCAGAAAUACACACAAACACACACACAUGACCUGAGAGAGUCCACAAACACCCCCUCACAAAUUUCCACUCAGGACAUAAGGAGCUGAAUGUGGAGCGAGCAUGACCGCAGAAGAGUUCACGGUGGAGGCAGUGGAGAGGGCUCUUCAGCAGCUCUACUAUGAUCCUGAUAUGGGGAAGAAAAAUGUGGCCCAGAAGUGGCUCUCAGAAGCCCAGGCAUCACCGCAAGCUUGGCAAUUCUGCUGGGAUUUGCUCCGGCCAGAAAAAGUUCCUGAGAUCCAGUUCUUCGGGGCAAGCACAUUACACGCCAAAAUCUCCCGGCAUUGGUCUGAGCUCCCAGCUGGCCAGUUAGACUCUCUGCGGUCGCAGCUUAUCGCUCAGGUUGGCCAGUUUGCAUCGGGGCCCAAGAUGGUGCUGACCCGACUCUGUGUUGCUCUAGCCUCUCUGGUCCUGCACAUCCUACCAGAAACAUGGCCAACGGCAGUCCCAGAUCUUUUGUGUGCCUUCCAGACAGGAGAGGGUGACGGUCCGAGCCGAUGCCUGGCACUUCUGGAACUGCUGGCCAUCCUGCCUGAGGAGCUCCAGAGCAGUAGGGUCGCCAGCUCUCGCCGGUCCCAGCUGAGGAGCGCUCUGGCUGCACACUGGAGCUCCGUCUGCCCCCUGCUCCAGCAGUUACUCCAGCAGCCGAAUGCUCCUGGUCGGGUCAGGGAGCGGGUGUUAAGGUGCGUGUCAUCCUGGAUUACACUGGACGUCUGUUUACAGGACAGUGAGGGGCUUCUGGAGAGCUGCUUCAGUUUGCUAAAGGAGUCAGAGAUCUUUGAUGCAGCUGUAGAAACCAUCGUCUCCAUCAUCUCACAGCCCGACUGUCAGAGGUUUGUGGACAGUCUGCUGAAGGUUGUUCCUCAGGUUCUGGCUCUUCAGGAGCAGCUGAAGAAAGCGGUGCAGGAUGGAGACAUGGAGACGUCACAUGGAAUCUGUCGCAUUGCUGUAGCUCUGGGAGAAACGCACUGCAGGACUCUUUUGGAGCAGGUGGACCACUGGCAGGGCUUUCAGGCUCUAGUGAGCAUGAUUAUGUCCUGCACUGCUACACCUGGACACUAUCCAGUGGACGAGACCUCCAGCUCCCUAACGCUCACAUUCUGGUACACCCUACAGGAUGAUAUAACAUCACUGGAUGCUGAAAGGCAGACGCUGUACCUGCAGAUCUACAGGCCGCUGUACUUCCAGCUGGUGGAUGUUCUGCUGCAGAAAGCCUGUUUUCCCAGAGAUGAGGAUUUUACCACAUGGUCUGCGGACGACAAAGAGCAGUUUAGGACCUACAGGGUUGACAUCUCGGAUACUCUGAUGUAUAUAUAUGAGCUGCUGGGCCCAGAGCUCCUCAGAAACCUGUACGAUAAACUAGGCACACUGCUGACGGACUCAACACGCCCGUCUUCAUGGCAAGAUAUAGAGGCUCUGCUGUUUGGAUUUCAGUCCAUCGCUGAGACCGUAGAUGUCAGCUACUCUGACGUCAUUCCAGGACUGAUCGGAUUGAUUCCUCUGAUCACAGCAACCAGCAUUCAACUGGCCGAGACUAUCAUGUUCACCAUAGGCUCGUUGGCCGAGUGGUUGUCUGAUCAUUCGCUCAUGUUAGUGAAUGUCCUGCCGGUGGUCCUGCAGGGUCUUUCAAACCCAGAUCUGUCCGUGGCUUGUGUCUCAGCUCUGAAGAGAAUCUGCAGGGAGUGUCGACAUGACCUCCACCUUCACACUAGUGACAUCAUGGCCGUGUCACAGGUGGUGCUCGUCAAAGACAUCCAUAAAAGUCCUCAGUGCAUGUGGAUAAUGCAGGCUCUGGGUUUCCUGCUCUCGGCCCUGCCCCGUGAAGAGAUUCUGGGGAAGCUGCUCUCUCUGGUCACCCCUCACAUCCAACAGCUGGAGAAACUGGCCAGUGAACCGCCCAGCUCUGCUAAUAAACUUCCUAUUGUUCACAUCCUUGGCCUGCUUUCCAAUCUCUUCAGCACAUUUGACCUAAACAAGCAAAGUGAACGACUGGAGGUGAUGAGGCAUGUCCAAGCACAGCCACUCGACAACAACCCGGUCGUGGCUGUCCUGCAGCAGGCCUUCCCUCUGAUCCAGACUGUCCUCAACAAGUGGUUAAGUGAUCCUGAAGUGGUGGAGGCGGUGUGUGCUGUAUUUGAGAAGUCACUGAAGUCUCUUAUUCAGGAUUUUGCACCACUAGUGACUCAGCUCUGCGAGCUCAUUGGACAGAUGUUUAGCGCUUACCCACAAGCCUCAGCUUUAGACCUCACACGACAGUUAGUUCAUAUAUUUGCCUGUGAGAAGGAUAUCUUUUCUCCAAUCACUGCUCUUUUAGAGCUGAUUACCAACAUCACCAUGUCCGUUUUUCAGCUUGGCUCUAGAGAUCAUCCAGAUGUGGUGGAGUCAUUCAUGCAGCUUCACACUCAGGUUUUGAAAAGAAAGUCUGACCUUUAUCUUUCAGGCCAUCUUGAUAUCAAAGCUGUCUUUUACUGUGGAAUCUUAUCGUUCAAAUUUCCUGAAACUCCAACACUGAAAGCAACCUGCCUGCUGUUUACGGAGCUGAUCUCUCAUUAUGAAGAGCUUCAUACAGUCAGAGAUGUGCUACAGGAGGAUGGCAAACUGCUCCUGCAGACCCUGCUGGAGGCCAUCGGAGGUCAGAGUCCUCGCAGUCUGGCGGAGCUUUUAGCAGAGGUCUUAUUCUCAGUGAGCAGAAACUGUCCCAGUGUUCUGACUCUGUGGCUCAGAGACGCUCUUCUGCCCCCUGGUUUCCCUAGCUCACAUCUCACUGCUGAACACAAAGAGCACUUCUGUCAGCAGAUCCUCAGGGAACAAGUAAGCAGGCGACGAAUGAAGGACAUUGUGAAAGAGUUUGCUCUGUUGAGUCGAGGACUACAGGGGACUGAAUAUGCAGCAAACUACUGA